AGAUGUUGUUCGGUCAAAAUGGCUGCCUGUAGCCGACGUGUACUGCUCUUCAGCGUAAUACUGUCAUUUUGUGUAAUUAAUGGAGAAGAAGCUUAUGUCAAGAAGAAUGCCGGUGACAAAACAUUGGAGAGAUUCAAACGCAGAAAUCUUGAACCGGGGCAAAAUAAUGUAAUUCCUGCUGGAGAUGCUGGUCAAAGAUUUCCAUACGUUAAGGCUGGUGAUGGAGAUCCGCAAAACCAUAUCCCAAUUGUAAAAGAGAAACUAAAACAACUGGGUGGUCAAAGACCGGGCAUGAAAAGCAUGCUAUUGCAACAAAAUCCACAAUUGGGAGCACAAAUGGACCAAAACAACAACGGGAAAAAUCCGGCAAGGCCGUUAAAGAAAGCGUUCAAACUUGCAGAAACUACAGAGUGCGCUGAAGACAUCAUUACGCACUGCAGCCGGAAAUCAAUGAAAAAUAAUUUUGCCGUAUUAGAUUGUUUACAAAGAGAUCCAAAGGUUGCUGAAGAUAUCAGCCCCAAGUGUCAAAAUUUUGUUUGGCAGUACAAAAUGAAUUUGACCAAAGAUGACCGGUUUGAAUAUGCUGCUGAUGAAGUUUGUGUGAAAGAGCUGAAAAAUAUACCUGAAUGUGGAAAACUACAAAAGGGCGGGGGACAGAUUAUCCCUUGUCUAGUGGAAAACAUUGAAAACAUCACAGAUAAUAACUGCAGAACUUACCUCAACAAGAUGGCAAGGAUUGUCUUCAGUGAUUUCCGCAUGGUCUACGGCUUCGUUGAUGAAUGUAGUAGCGACAUCCAGGCACAUCAGUGUGGGAGACUACAGUUCGAGGAUAGUAAGGCUGUUCAUUCCCAAGGCAGAACACUGCACUGUUUGGCCAAGAAGAUCAGCCAACUGAAUCCUGUCUGUAAGAAACAGUUGUUGAGGAUAGCGGAGCUUCAAGCCGACGACUACCAUCUCGAUAGGCCCUUGUUUUACGCCUGUCGUCUUGACCGCGAGAGGUUCUGUGAAAGCAUUGUGGCUGGACAGGGAAGAGUCUACGAAUGUCUGUUCAAACACAAGUUUGAUGCUGACAUGUCUGACGAGUGUCGGGACAAGCUGACAGUUAGACAGCGACUGAUAGCAGAAGAUGUUAAAGUGGAGAAGUCAUUCUUCGGUGCCUGUCGAUUAGACAUCAAGGAAAAUGGCUGCUUCUCUGCUGGGAACAACAACAAUGACGACGAUGCCAGGCGUGCAUCUGUCCUUCUUUGUCUGGAGAAUGCCCAUAAGAGAGACACAGUCAUCACGCCAGAGUGUCUCGCUGAGAUGAUGGACCUUCGUAAAACUCUGAUGGCAGAUUUCAAGAUAAAUCCUGAGAUAGUGGCCUCGUGUGGUGCUGAGAUCAAUACAAUGUGUGAGGGAGGGUUGACAAGAGGGGGAAAGACCAUUCACUGCCUGAUGGAACAUGCCAGGAACCAACACAAGAAGGCUAGCCCCCAGUUGUCUCCACCCUGUGUCAGAGCUCUGGAGAGCCUAGUGAGGGAGGCUGAUGUUGGCAGUGACUUCCGUAUGGACAGAAACCUGCAAAAAGCCUGUCAGGAGGUGGUCAAUAUCGUAUGCAAGGACAUUCAUCCUGGAGAUGCUGAGGUGAUCAAUUGCUUAAUGGACCACCUUGAUUCGGAAUAUAUGACUGACCUGUGUGAGGAAAAGUUGAUGCAGAUACAGUACUUCAUCGUGCGGGACUUCAGGCUGGAUGCCACCUUGUACAAGCACUGUCACCAGGACGCUUUCAAACUGUGCCACGCCCCCAAAACCUGGAUAGAGCAGGAUUCGACAAAUGUGGAGCUAGGUCCCAUGGUUCUCCCAUGUCUGUUCCGUUAUAUGAAGGACCACGACACUGAUCCUGAACUACAGGUCACCAGGGCUUGUAAGCACGAGAUUCUGAGAGUGAUGAGGCGCCGGUCAAAACGAGUUGAGUUGGACACAGAAAUUGAAAGGAAAUGUGUCAAUGACUUGGGACGAUUCUGUUCUGAUGGCCAGUCAGACAAUUACGAAAAAGGGGAGGAGCUGUCCUGUCUACAAGACAACUAUGACGACCUGGAGGAUGACUGUCAGGAAAUCAUUGGUAACAUCACGGAGAGCCAGGACACAUACCUGGAGCUAGACAACCUUGUCAUGAAGUCCUGUAUGCCAAUGAUUAAGAAGUUUUGUCGAGAGGAGAUGGAGGAGGAUGCAGAUGCUGAGGAGGUGAUGGACUGUCUCAUAGAGAACAAGCACGAUCCGUCAAUGGACGAGAGGUGUGCUGCAGGGGUGGAACAUCAUCAAAUCAUAUCAUUACAAGAUUUCCGGUUUAGUCACAAAUUCAAAGAAGCCUGUAAAGAAAAUGUGAUGAUGUACUGUAAAGGGAAAAAAUCAAAGUAUGAUGUGGUGGCCUGUUUGAGCGAACACGUGAGAAACGACACUGUCAUCGAGAUGAAACACAGGAUAUCAAAGGUCUGCCGUAAACAGCUGCGAUUUGAGGUCCUUCAAAGGGGAGAAAAAAUUGACCUUGACCCAGAACUUAAGAAGGCAUGUAAAAAAGAAUUGGAUACAGUGUGUUCUGGGGUGGAACAUGGAAAUGCAAAGGCAAUAGAGUGUUUAAAGCAGCACCCCAAGAGACUUGGUGACAAGUGUUCCAAAAUGAUAUUUGUCAGAGAGAAGGACGACGUUUACAUUGGAGACUUCAAGUUAAAGCAGGCCUGUGCUGGUAUGAUAAAGACAUAUUGUAAAACAGUGGUCCAGGCCAAUGGAGACGUGAUGCACUGUCUACAGAAACACAAAGACGAGACAGAGUUUGACAGGAAAUGUCGAACGUUUGUGAUUAAAAGACAAGUGAUCCAAAAUCAAGAUUACAGAUUGAACCCAUCAUUGAAGAAAAGCUGCAAGAUGGACAUCGUCAAAUUCUGCAAUGAUCUUGUUCGGACAGAAAAGAACGACGUUGAAUUGGAGGGAAAAGUAAUUAACUGUCUAAAGAAACAGUUUGCUGUUAAUCGAUUGUCGCGGGAUUGUAAUGCAGAGAUCAGAGAUGUGAUCAAAGAUGCAGCACUGAACUACCUUGAAGAUCCGGUUUUAUCCAAGGCUUGUGAAACUGUGAUUGCAACAGUUUGUGCAGAUGAACACAACAAGGCGAUGCAGAGCGAGAACAGAGUGGUGGUCACGGAGGAUGGCAAGGGUGCUGUCAUCGAGUGUCUUAAGAAGAACAUCAAAAGUAUCAGGAACGGCAAAAAUGGUUUAUCAUGUGCCAAGGAAAUAGCGCGUACAAUACAGGAAGCUCAUAUAGAUGUUGGCGUGGAUCCCUUACUCCACACGGCCUGUCAGCAGGACUUGUCUAAACACUGUGGCCAUAUUAAUCCUGGAAAUGGCAGACAAAUGAACUGUCUGCUGAUCGAGCUGGAGGAUCGACCCGAUGGAAUGUCAACCGAUUGUAGAAACUUACUGUCAAAACGUAAAGAUUUGUGGGAGUUUUCCGUAAGGGUUGCUCCUCCGGAAGGCUUUGGAGAAAUUUACGAACAAAUCAGUAUAUCUCCUGCUAAAAAUUAUAUCUUAAGUAUAAUGAUAGUAGUGCUAGGUAUGAUAUUUUUAGUAGGUAUUACGUGUGGGCGAGUAACAAAGCGAGCAAAGGGAGACAAGCGAAAAUAGAGGAAGACACUGGGGACAGGAAGGACUUUCCUCUCUGGUAAUAAAAGCUGAAUGUGAUAAUAAUUUAAUAUUCACUCACUGAAAAAUUCAGUCCAGAUAAGAGAAAAAAAAAAUGUUAAGCUUAGAAUUGAGAAGUUAUGAGAACCAAGUUGUCAAUCAAAAAUAUUAAGUGAAGCUGUCAUACGUAAACAGCAGCAGCAGCAAGGCAUCAGUGUCGGCACUGCAAAUUCCAUCGACUUGUCUGUGUGGUGUAAAGUGGCAAAGGCAAGGAGUAGAACUAGGGUCCUUUCUAUUAACAUUUCAGGGACCUUGAAGUGAAGAAUAUCCAGUCGAAGUCUUCAAAUCAGAAAGUAUAAAAAAUUUAGAGGUUAACUCAAAAUUUCAGGGAUAAAAUUUAUUAAGAAGACCUGUUCUGGCCUAGAAACCCUAUAAGAGAGGUUGAGUAGGCCAGCUGGUCUGUUUAUCUUAAUCAUUCCAUUAUAGUCUAGCCAAUUUGAUUGUUUAAUAGGAAGUGGCCCUAGACCUGGAGUGUGUUCAAGAUCGCAGAUUCUACAUAGAGCAUUACAUUUAAGAGAAAGUAUAUUGCCGAUAUUGAAUGUCUGAAAACUUCAAUAUGACAGUUUAAGGUCAAUGAAAACUACUGCUUAGUGAAUUACAUCAUUCCUUCAUCAACGACUCAACAUAUUCUGAUAUGAGGUUAUACAUAUAGCAAGAAAAAUAACCUGCCAGCUAUUUCUUGCUGAAAAUGUAUUUUCAUACCCUUUUAUAAAAUCUGGAAUAAUUUUUUGUGGUACUUUUAUGGGGGAAAAAACAAGAUAAAAUAAAAUAUAAUCAACAACAGGGUUCUGAGAGGAAAUAAUCGAUAAAAUAAAAUAUAAUCAACAACAGGGUUCUGAGAGUUAAACUAGACUGGGCUAGACUGGGAUUCGAACCCGGGACUUCAGAUUGUUGUUCUAUCACUCUAACAGAAAUGGAAAUGUCCUGGCACAACUGUGCUUAAGUUAUUUCCUAAAUGAAAUUAAGGGGAGAUUACUGUAUAUAUACAGAAAACAGUAGUGCAGUAGGACAGGGAUACUUAAGAAAAAAA
Molecule: messenger RNA, 4741 nt
Organism: Mizuhopecten yessoensis (Yesso scallop)
Lineage: Eukaryota; Metazoa; Mollusca; Bivalvia; Pectinida; Pectinidae
Product: Golgi apparatus protein 1-like
Exons: 25
Coding region: 19-3654 (1211 amino acids)
Cellular component (GO): Golgi membrane
Molecular function (GO): fibroblast growth factor binding
Source: RefSeq, a predicted model, not a curated record